CCAGCGUGUGUGAGCAUACACGGAAACAAUAUGUUUGAUAAAACAGCUUGAAAUUAACAGAAAAAAACUAUUUGCAGGCAAUGUGUUGAAUAAGGGAGCGGUUUUCCACAUGGAGAGAAAUGGGAAGUCUGUUUGCCAAAAUAAUUUAGCACAUGACUUAAGAUCAUGUCUGUGGGUUUGUGUGUUCCUGCCAACCAUUUACAUAGAAAUACAAGAGCUGGACACGCUAGAUCUACAACCCUCUUGCUAACAGAGAACUUAAACACAUGUACGUUACUGCCAUAACAGGGGAACGCAAAUGCUGGUUUUGAUUCUUGGAUUCCGAGGAGUUUCCAAGCAAACUAUAGCACUAUGCCAAGGUAAAAUUAGGUAGAUCAACUGAAAAAAGUUUGUUAAUUUAAGGAAGUUAUAGGAUUUUAAAAUAUAGACACAAUGAAUGCCAGCCACAUCUGCAACAAGACUGUCGAAGACAACAAUACAUCAAUUCAACAAUAUCAGCAUCAAAUCUAUGCAAUCUUCUACACAGUGAUUCUUGUUCCUGGGCUGAUAGGUAAUGUUCUAGCGCUCUGGAUUUUUUAUGCAUAUGUAAAGGACACAAAGAAGGCUGUAAUAUUCAUGAUCAACCUGGCCAUUGCUGAUUUGCUUCAGGUUUUGUCACUUCCUCUGCGCAUUUACUACUAUCUAAACAAAUCAUGGCCCUUUGGUCAGAUUGCUUGCAUGAUCUGCUUCUAUUUGAAAUAUGUCAACAUGUAUGCCAGCAUCUACUUCCUGGCCUGUAUCAGUAUGAGACGUUGUCGACUUAUUAUCCAGCCACUACGCUGUGACGUCACGAAGAGAUUCCAGGACCGCAGCUGGUGUGUCGCCGGCUGGUUCGUAGUGUGUGUAGGAUGCUUGCCCUUUCCUCUGCUAAGAAAAAACCCUUCCACUCCACAACACUGUUUCUCCGAGCUUCCCAUGAUGCAACUAAGCAAGUUGGUAGGAGUGACCCUUGUUACAGUUGCAGAAAUCACUGGUUUUCUGUUCCCACUAGCUGUCGUGGUCACAUGCACAUGGCUAACUGCAAUGAGUUUACGUGAGAAAAUCUGCAUACCUUACGAUGCCGGGGAGAAGCGCAAGGCUCUCAAGAUGGUGCUGAGCUGUGCCAGUGUAUUUCUGAUCUGUUUUGUGCCAUAUCACAUAACUUUCCCUUUGGACUUCUUGGCCAAAUCAAAUUUGAACGUUACUUGUGCAUUCAGGAGUGCAGUUCUCCAUGCUCAUCCUAUCACAUUGUGUCUGGCCAGCUUGAACUGUUGCCUGGACCCAGUGAUGUACUAUUUCACCACCGACGAGUUCAAGCGUCGUCUGUCACGGUCAGAACUGCAAGACAAUAUUCUUCUCAAUCGCAGGCUAUCUUGCACAACAAGUAAGGCAUUAGAGUCCAAUCCAGAAAAGUAAAAAGAAAAUGGGGAUGGCAGGAAAAAGCAUUGGGAUAUUGUUUUUGGAUCAUGGACAAUAAACCUUAUCAUUUAUAACAGCACUGAACUCAUGUAGAGUGGUAUGAACAUGAAAUAAUCUGAGAAUGUGAAUUUAGUGCUGUCACGAUUGUAAUAUUUUGCCCACGAUUAAUUGUCUAAUAAAUAAUUGUAAUUAUGACGAUUCAUUGUCUGUUUUAGGGCUUUGACAUGUAAUCCUCACACAUUUUUGGUAUGGCUUUGAAAUGACCAUGUUGUUCUGAAUAUAAAACCAUGUUUUAUUUUCUCUUAAAAAAUGGGGUCAUAGUAUAUUUAAGGUCUAGACUUUGACAUGACAAUAAUACAGCUGCCAAAUAUGCGUAAAAUGAGUUUGAUCAGGAGUGAA
Molecule: messenger RNA, 1836 nt
Organism: Triplophysa dalaica
Lineage: Eukaryota; Metazoa; Chordata; Actinopteri; Cypriniformes; Nemacheilidae
Gene: gpr174
Product: G protein-coupled receptor 174
Exons: 2
Coding region: 433-1434 (333 amino acids)
Biological process (GO): phospholipase C-activating G protein-coupled receptor signaling pathway; positive regulation of Rho protein signal transduction
Cellular component (GO): membrane
Molecular function (GO): G protein-coupled receptor activity
Source: RefSeq, a predicted model, not a curated record